GCACUGAGACACCCCCCCAAACCCCCCCUCUCUGUUCCCCCCUUCCCCAGGCACUGCAACAUGGUGCUGGAGAACGUGAAGGAGAUGUGGACCGAGGUGCCCAAGAGCGGGAAGGGCAAGAAGAAGUCCAAGCCCGUGAACAAGGACCGCUACAUCUCCAAGAUGUUCCUGCGCGGGGACUCCGUCAUCGUCGUCCUGCGCAACCCCCUCAUCGCCGGGAAGUAGGAAACCCACCCCAGGAGCCCCCCCGGGAUCCUCCGGGACCUUCUUGGCUCCUUCAAGACCCUCCUGGAUCCUUCCAGACCCUCCUGGAUCCCCCUCGACCAUCUCAGGUCCCUCAAGACCCUCCUGGAUCCCCCUCGACCAUUUCAGAUCCUCCAGGACCCUCCUGGAUCCCUCAAGAUCCUCCUGGAUCCCCCCUUGACCCUCUCAGAUCCCUCAAGACCCUCCUGGAUCCCCUUCAACCAUCUCAGAUCCCCCCGGACCCUCCUGAAUUCCCCAGGACCCUCUUGGGUCCCUCAAGACCCUCCUGGAUCCCCCUCAACCAUUUCAGAUCCCCCAGGACCCUCCUGAAUUCCCCAGGACCCUCUCGGGUCCCUCAAGACCCUCCUGGAUCCUUCAAAGCCCUCUCAGAUCAUUCAAGACCCUCCUGAAUCCCUCAAAACCCUCCUGGGUCCUCCACAACCCUCUCAGAUCCUCCAGGACCCUCCUGGAUCCCUCUCAACCCUCCCAGAUCCCCCUGGAUCUUCUCCAACCCCUUAAGACCCUCCAGGACCCUCCUGGAUUCCCCCACGACCCUCCUGGAUCCCUCAGGACCCUCAUCAAUUAUCCAGGACCCUCCUGGAUCCCCCCACCAGGUCCCCUGGGGG
Manacus vitellinus (golden-collared manakin) is the source of this 869-nucleotide messenger RNA. RefSeq names its product small nuclear ribonucleoprotein D2 polypeptide (gene SNRPD2). Lineage: Eukaryota; Metazoa; Chordata; Aves; Passeriformes; Pipridae. The annotation marks the transcript as partial. Gene Ontology annotation, cellular component: U1 snRNP; U4/U6 x U5 tri-snRNP complex; precatalytic spliceosome. Gene Ontology annotation, biological process: RNA splicing; spliceosomal snRNP assembly. The transcript has a single exon. The record is from RefSeq and is a predicted model, not a curated record.